AAUUUAACGCCCUCCAUGCAGAAUUCGGGCCUUACUUCGUGGGCAGCGGGUGUCCUGCUCGAUAUACCAAAGGACAUCUGCGCCAUCUGUCGCAAUCAUUUGAAGCAGCUGUGCAUCGACUGUGAGGCAGAGCAGGGCAGCCACUUGAAGAAGCUCGAAGAGAUGUGCCCCGAGGUGACCGGUAAAUGUAAUCAUGUCUUCCACUGGCAUUGCAUCUCGCCCUGGCUCAAGACCAAAAAUGCCUGUCCCCUCGACUAUCGCACCUGGGAAUUCAAGUUCACCGGCAAGGAGAAUCAAAAAUUUUAGAUCUUUCCAUUUUUUCUUAAGCGUUCUUCGCUACAAGAGGCAUCACAAUGAACUCACUCUACUAAGAAUUCAUUCAAUAUAUGUGCUUCU
Molecule: messenger RNA, 396 nt
Organism: Drosophila sulfurigaster albostrigata
Lineage: Eukaryota; Metazoa; Arthropoda; Insecta; Diptera; Drosophilidae
Product: RING-box protein 1-like
Exons: 2
Coding region: 16-306 (96 amino acids)
Biological process (GO): protein ubiquitination; ubiquitin-dependent protein catabolic process
Cellular component (GO): cullin-RING ubiquitin ligase complex; nucleus
Molecular function (GO): ubiquitin protein ligase activity; cullin family protein binding; zinc ion binding
Source: RefSeq, a predicted model, not a curated record